Messenger RNA from Erythranthe guttata (spotted monkey flower), 1910 nucleotides. Its product is annotated as protein CORTICAL MICROTUBULE DISORDERING 1. The record is from RefSeq and is a predicted model, not a curated record. Lineage: Eukaryota; Viridiplantae; Streptophyta; Magnoliopsida; Lamiales; Phrymaceae.
UUGUUUUAUUUUUUGAUUUUCCCUCUCAUGUAUAUACAAACUAAUCAUUUAUGAUUCAGUCGCCACAUUAUCAUCAGAAUCAUGAUCACAGAUCUACACUAAAAAAAACUCGAAAAAACCGAAAAGAAAUGGCAACUCUAGUGCCGGGAGUACUAAUAAAACUCCUCCAAACAAUCGAUUCCAACCUCAAAAUCCGAGGCGAGCACCGAUCAAUCCUCUUACAAGUAAUCAGCAUAGUACCCGCAAUAACGGGGUCUGAAUUAUGGCCCGAAAACGGCUUCUUCGUCAAGGUCUCCGAUUCUUCACACUCAACCUACGUUUCACUGUCGAAGAACGACACGGAUCUCAUACUCAACAACAAGCUCCAGCUCGGGCAGUUUCUGUAUGUGGACAGAAUGGAGGGUGGGACCCCGGUCCCGAUUCUGGUCGGGGUUCGGCCAAUCCCGGGCCGCCACCCGUUUGUUGGAAAUCCGAAGGAUUUGAUGCAGUUGGUUGAUAACGACGGCGGUGAUGGUGACGUGGCGGUCGUUGGCGUUGACGGUGAUGAAAGUGGCGGGAAGAAGAAGAUUGUGAUAAAAGAGGAGAAGGGGGGAGUUGCAUCUAGGUAUAUGCAGGGUAAUUAUUUGAAGCACAAAAUUGAUGUUAAAGAAAUUGAUCAAAGCUCUUUUAUUGGUGGUGGUGGUGGUGGUGGUGGUGGUGGCGGCGGUGGUGGUGGUGCAUCUUUUAAAGCAACUACUAAGCUUAAUACUGAUCAUCAGCUUAAAGGUCAGCCAGGUGCACCAGCAGCAAGUCCUGAAGUUGGUCAAACACAUAAUAAACCAGACACAGAUUCAGCUAGCAGCAAACCGGAAUUUACUUCUUCCAGGAUCAAAUCCACUAACAAACAAGAAAACAUCAAUUUCAAUUCUUUCUCAAAUAAUAAGAAGCAAUUAUCUUCACCUGAACCAAUAAUAUCUUCUUCAUGGUCAACUCUUCCACCCACACUUGUCAAGUCUGCAAAGGGAAUGCUUAGAAGGGGAAACUUGGCUUCUUUGGUAGCAGCACAAGCACAAAAAGAAGCCAAUUUAGCAGCCAAUCUUGCCAAGUGCCUCAGUAUAUUCGCGGAUCUUUACUCAUCGGCCUCACCGGAAAAUCCACACCUCCAUUUAUCAAAAUUCUUCACACUCCAACACCUCAUCGACAAAGCAGACACCGCUACUCCGACGCCGGAUUCAUGGCAGUUUCUACAAACACCCCCACUCCAAAAGCACCACCUCAGCAAAAAACCCGGUUCAUCUUCGUCACUACAGCAUCGUAAAACCUCCAUGAAAAAACCCGGUUCAUCGGAUCAAGCCGAAUGGGCGAAGGGGGAUGAUGCGUCCAAGGAAGCCCUCGAACUCAGGAAGCUUCUCGAGAGCGAAACCCAGUCGUGGUUUCUGGGUUUCUUGGCCGAUGCACUCGAAAUUGGGUUCCGAUGCGGCGGCGGUGGCGGCGGCGGGCAGUUGGAGAAGAAGGGGUUUAAGGAGGUAGGUAGUGCGGCGAGAAUUGUGGAGCAGAAUAACCAGAUUGCUUUAACGCUGUCGCUGCUGAAGCAGGCGACUGAAUGGCUGGAUAAGGUCAGGAGCGCCGCCGCGGGCGGCGGCGGAGCGCCGCCGGGAUCGGAGAAACUGGUGGAGAGCGUUGAUGGGUUGAAGCAGAAAGUUUAUGGGUGUUUGCUGCUUCAUAUUGAUUCUGCUGCAUCAGCUUUGGAAACCAGAAACUCACUCUGAUUUUUAUAUAUUGUUAAAUGCUUAAUUUUAAUUUAUGUUCAAGAAUUUUUUUUCAAGUUAUAUUAUUUUAUUUAUUUUUUAAUUGGACACCUUCAUUGUAAUUGUGGAAAACAAUGUUUUGAAAAUCGGACCGAAUAUUAAAUCGGAUACACUUUUGGAUUA